Callorhinchus milii (elephant shark) is the source of this 658-nucleotide messenger RNA. RefSeq names its product troponin C, skeletal muscle. The transcript has 6 exons. The coding region runs from base 88 to 570 and encodes 160 amino acids. Gene Ontology annotation, cellular component: myosin II complex. Gene Ontology annotation, molecular function: calcium ion binding. The record is from RefSeq and is a predicted model, not a curated record. NCBI's taxonomy places the organism in Eukaryota, Metazoa, Chordata, Chondrichthyes, Chimaeriformes, Callorhinchidae.
UAAAUUCACAGGCAAAGGCACAAUUUAUACUUUUGCUGCUGUCGGAGUCAGGAGGAGUAGAGGUUGUGACUGUAAAAAGCCGAGCCAAUGACAGAACAACAAGCAGACGCGAGGUCUUUCCUCAGCGAGGAAAUGAUCGCCGAGUUUAAGGCCGCAUUCGACAUGUUUGAUGCUGAUGGUGGUGGUGACAUCAGCACCAAAGAGUUGGGUACUGUGAUGAAAAUUCUUGGUCAGACUCCCACCAGAGAAGAGUUGGAUGCCAUCAUUGAGGAAGUGGAUGAGGAUGGAAGCGGUACCAUUGACUUUGAAGAGUUCUUGGUGAUGAUGGUGCGGCAGUUGAAAGAGGAGGCGAAAGGAAAGUCUGAGGAAGAGCUGGCAGAAUGCUUCCGUGUUUUUGAUACGAAUGCUGAUGGUUACAUCGACCGUGAUGAAUUGAAAGAGAUCCUGAUGACGGCUGGUGAGCCAAUCACAGAUGAAGAAAUUGAUGAACUCCUAAGGGAUGGAGACAAAAACAAUGAUGACAAACUCGACUUUGAUGAAUGGAUGAAGAUGAUGGAAAACAUCCAAUAAAUAUCCAACAUUCCUCAAUAAUUUUUUCCUGUUUCAUUUCACAAGUUUGAAAGAAUCCAUUAAAAUGUGCCAAUAUACACAAAGCAAA